CCAGCUCUUUCAUGAUCCGGUGCCGAACUGACUCUGCCAAAUCGCUGUUGGUCCGAAGAAGUCCCUACAUUCCUCAAGCAGUCGUUGAUUUGGUUCCGAUCUCGAUCUACGUGCUGCUUGCUGGGCUACUACCGUCGAUCUCUGUUUCUGGAGGCUCGAAGGCCUCGAAUUGUGCUCUACUGCGGCAGCACUCCGAAUCUUGAGGUUGUGUCGAUGUGCCCUAAGUCCACUCUCGACUACUCUGUCGGUCGAGGCGAUGGAACUUACUAAGCAACAAGCUUGCCAUGCGUUGACAGUGAGCCACCGGUGUAGAGAUAGGUCAUGAUUGGGAUUGUUGAUGACCAGAGAGGUACCUGAUCUCCGUUGCUGAUGCGUUCGAGCAGUUCGUCUAUGCAAACAGCUUCAAAUCACCUGCUUCUCUCCAGAUUUCAGUCCAGUCGAGUCGAGGUUCAAAUUCUGUCCUUAGACCGAUGGUGGAAUUACGAUUGGUGUCAGCUUCGACGAAGAGAAAUUCGCGAAAUGUAGAGAAUCGAGAUCGACAGGGUGCUUGGCAAGAUCGAGGCCGGCAUCACCUGCCUGGCAAGAUCGAGAUGAACUUGAAGCACUUCAAGAUGAGCGACCUGGAAGACAUAGCUUUCGAGCUCAAAGAUUCCAAAAUCACAACGCUGCGGCUAUUCUGCUCAAGCCGAGACUCCGAGAUCCUUCGUUUCAAUCUCACAGAUCCAACCACUUCUCAAAUCCUCAUGAGGUUUACCAGAGAACUGGCACAUGCGGUGGGCAUAGGAGGAUCGCUCAAAUUUCUCGAGCUCGGAUUCAAACCUUGGAAGCGUGACCUGCGAGUCUUGUCUCAAGCCUUGGGCAUUUCGACCACGCUGCGAAGACUUUCACUUGCAAACAGUGCGCUGGGAGAUGAUGGACUCCGUCUGUUGGACCAGGGACUCUCAACCUGUCUCACGCUGCAGAUCCUGAAUCUGUCAGGAUGUGAGCUGACAGCUUCAAGCCAUACUUCAAUUGCAUCAAUUCUGAAGGCAUCGGUCGCUUUGAAAGCAGAAGCCGAAUGGCAAUCAAGCUUAAGAGGACGUGAAUCUGGCAAAGCCAGGAGGAAGAUCCCAGGCCUACCUUUAAAUCGAGGACUCACAGCUCUGGAUCUGUCUUUCAACUCUCUGUCGGAUGCCACUGCAAAGCACAUCUCCAGCGUUCUGAGUCUGGGGGCUCCUCUGGAAGCCUUGAAUCUGCAGGGAAACCAGAUGCAUGGUAAGAGUAUGAAGCUGUUCCUGUCGGUGUUCGCCACGUGGGGCACCCUCCAGUUUGUCGAUCUCCGAGACAAUCUAGACGGGGCCGAGGUUGGAGUGUUGGAAAACGGUGAGCACCUGUCGUCCUUCUCAGCUGCACACGAACCGUUCUGGAGGUCCCAGUCCCAAGUCGCUGCUGCUGUCCAUGUAAGUAGCUCUCCCACCUCUCGAAUGAAACGCAAACCGAAGAAGAGUCGAAGGACGAGAAACAGAGCUUCAUGGGACCUCCGAGCAAUCGGAGACCCGCAGGUGGACGAGGCCCAGAUGGUCAAGACCGAGCCAUCUGAGCCGGAGGUGAAAGACGACCCGCGGCCGAGUAGACAGAGGUCCCUCUUAUUGAGUCCCCUCCUCGAUAAUGACACGGAGAGCGCUGAUCUCAUCCCCAUGGACACUCUCCCAACGAGCUGGACCGAGGAGUCUCAGAUACCUCGUGUUUGUGACUCCAGGGCGAGUCCGUGUCUGUCUCCUCUGGAUAACCUGUCUACUCCUUUCAGUUACUCUGAGUACCUGUAUUUGUGCGAAGCUCCGGAUAUCGAGCCAUUCCCGGUGAGUUCAGUUUCGAGAGAUGAUACGCAGAUGACUGAGUCGAGCUUCUCUGAAAACAUUCCAUCCUCCAUCGGGUACGACCAGCGAGCUGAUCGUGAUCCACAGCUUCCACGGCCAUACACUCCAAUACGCUCGUUAAAUCUAUCAUACAUCUCCAGGAACUCGUCUCGGACUUACGAGCAGAGCAAUACGGAAAAUCGGACUUCGUUGUCCUCGCAACCGCUUCGAGCACCGAGUCCGGAAUCACCCAUCGACGAUUCAGAAUGGGAAGCUUUCACGAGGGACAUGGCCCAAAAGCUUCUCCACGUGCAGGAUGGACUUGAUGCCGUGAUCAGUUCUGCAAAGCCUGAUUUCUUACUUGCAGCUCAAACUGCCAUGACCUCACUUCAAGAUGGACUCCGGCAGCUACUGCCGUCAUGAACUACGAGCUUCAUACCACUGGCAUGAUGUGGUAUGAAGCGGUGUACCAAAACCCGAGAACAACAUUUAAGGUCGCAGAGUUCGUCGAGUCCGACACGACUGAAAUUGCGUCCAGUUGUGUUUACUCGAUUUAUGCAUGAACGAGCUCCGACCUGACUUCCCGUCGAAGACACGACACACCUUUUGACAGUGCCUUCCGAUGCUCGAGAUGUCACAAAAGGAUGACAGAGUGAUUCAAAUCGACGACCAAAACUCCACAUGAACAACUGCCGACAACACUUUGGGAUUAAAACACUGAAUUCGAGUGUGUCAGAGAGCAUUUACUCAUCGAUGAUACAUGCUUCUGCUAAAGGGCGGAAAAGUAUCGAGGAAUGCGGAAGCAUGUGAUUGAUAUUAGUAACCGAGUCAUGAUGUGAGUAAGAGCUUUGAGAGACUCUCAAGAAAAGAGAAAUUUCAGAUGUUAAGAGUGUGACCAUCAACUACGAUAUUUUAUAUUACAGUAACAGGUAACAUACGGGAUCUAGAAUUUGAGUUAUGGUAUAUAGCUUCGGUUGCUUAGGAUAGUUGUCUUCUUCUUUAUCUCGUUAUAGUUGGAUUGUUAAAAGAGUAGUGGAACACUAUCCAUGAUGCAACUUGAUACCACGAAGAGGCCACUCAAGUAUCUCCCGCAAAUCUAUCUCGUGCUCAC
Molecule: messenger RNA, 2946 nt
Organism: Marchantia polymorpha subsp. ruderalis
Lineage: Eukaryota; Viridiplantae; Streptophyta; Marchantiopsida; Marchantiales; Marchantiaceae
Source: the annotation of a GenBank genome assembly